AGUGACCGCAUGAGUUUGAUAGAAAAUAUUAGAAGAUCGUCAAAUGUUAUAUAAAUAACCUUUCUAGUAAAUGGAGGAAUUUCUUUAUAACUUUUGAGUUUCUUUUGCGGAUAUAAUUGGUAUGGCCAAUUUUUCUUAUAACGUGUCUACCAAUUCAAUCAAUGAAGAUGAAUACUUCGUCCCUCCUGGACAUCACGAACAGGACCCGAUCCCGACUCGUUCUAAUUCGGAGCGGCGGGCGACAGUGGCGGAGGAUGAGCUAGAACAGUCGCUGAAUAUCCGCAGCACCAGGAAAAGGUUCCUCGCUCUCGCUUUGUACAUGAUUUGUGCCUCGUUCCAGACCUACACGAGCAACUGCCUCAACCCCAUGUCUUUGGCACACAGUCCAGAUGAGAUCAUUCAAAAGAACAUUGCCAACGUUAAAACACGCGUAUUGAGUUUGACCUUCUUCUUGACAUGCCUCGUGACCGCGUAUCCCUUCAGUCUCCUAAUAGGCAAGGCAGACCUGAAAAGAUACUUGGUCAUGUCUUCAUUCCUCACUGCCAUUUCACUCACUGCAAGGUGUAUUGUGGUGGCUUGUGAAUUCGACUACCACAACAGAAUCACGUUGUAUGUCACCCAGGUUCCCCUUUCAAUAGCAGCAUGUAUGUCCUUAGUGGCCCCGCCUCAAAUUUCCCUCCAGUGGUUCCCCAAAACAGAGCGACGCUCGGCAACUGGCUUCGCAUUUCUCUCUCUCUACCUUGGGAUCACGUACAGCUUCGUGAUAGACUGUAUUCUCAUUUACUGCUUCCAAGGUACCGAGAACUUAAUGCGCAAGUUUCGCUACUUUCAGAUGACUCAAGCUCUCGUCGCCGCUUUUGUUUUCUACUUGAUUCUGGCCCUUUAUCCGAAUAAACAAAGCGCCUACAUUCCGAGCUUCAUAACUCUUUCUCAGAGGUUCUCGCUGAAAGCAAGUGUGAAUAAUCUGAGAAGCAAGCGCAGAAUUUGGGUAUGUCUCGUCUGUUCUGGAAUUAUAAUUGGAAGCUACAUCUUUUUCUUUUACCAGAUUUCAUGGGUCGUUGACCAGCUAGAUUUGUUUGAAGAGCCCGACCAAAAUGAAAAAAUAAACACAACCGAUUUACUUCUAUUUGCUCUCGCUGUUUCAGCAGCGAUGAUUGUUUCUGUGGGUGUCGCAUACCUUCUAUUUCGAUUGAGCGAUCGAUGUGAGCGACUAUUCUUUUUCAUUUUAUCCAUCCUAGUGAUUUACACAUUUCUGUUCACUCUUCUUCUUCUCUAUAGUUAUCUACUCUUAGAAGUACUCGAUAGAUUAGCACUUUUGAUAUUCUUUCUCUGUUUGGGCUUGGGCGCAUCUACGUGUGUAAUUGUGUUCACGCCCCUCUUUGCCGAAUUUAUUUGCGACUUCAUGUAUCCAGUGCCUGAAGAUUUCACGUACGCCAUCUUUUUCAGCAGCGUCUUCGUUAUUCCCACUAUCUUCAGUAUUGGCUUUUUUCGAGCCGAUGGAAGAGACGACACAGAAUUCGCCAAAUGGGCCAUUUCUAUUGUGACUGGAUGCGCUAUUUUGGGCACAUCUGUUUUCGCUUUCUUGAAGAACACUAAAAACACCAGGUAUGGCUGGGAGAUAGGAGCUCAGAAGCGGGCAGAGCUGACGAAUGACGCCAGUAACUUAGUAAGCAUCAGCUACCAGCAAAUUCGAUCAACUUGAACUAAUUAUUUGAACUAAGUUAUGCGUGUAUCAACAUCUGUUUCAAAAUUGGUUCAUAAUUUUUCCACAACUUUAGAAAAUUUAUA
This is a messenger RNA of Symsagittifera roscoffensis, 1788 nucleotides long. RefSeq lists its product as uncharacterized. The record is from RefSeq and is a predicted model, not a curated record. Gene Ontology annotation, cellular component: membrane. NCBI's taxonomy places the organism in Eukaryota, Metazoa, Xenacoelomorpha, Acoela, Convolutidae. Gene Ontology annotation, biological process: transmembrane transport. Gene Ontology annotation, molecular function: transmembrane transporter activity. The transcript is spliced from 3 exons. The coding region runs from base 122 to 1702 and encodes 526 amino acids.